CGAACAAGGGUUUGGGAGAAUUGGCAUCACAAACAGAACAGUACAGAACGCAGCCGCAUGGAUCGCCUUGAGGACGCCAAGUUGAUGAAAUUCUCAGAUCCAUCCUUUGAGUUGUUGUUCAGUAAUCUGGGCGAGAGCUUGUUUGUUGAAAUCCUGGCCAGGCUCCCCAGCAGAGCAGCUAUCCGGUUGAAAUUGGUAUGCAAGAGCUGGUGUUCUCUUAUCUCUUCUCACUAUUUUAUUACUUUAUUCAAUCACCGCCGCCAUGACCCAUCCCUUCCGCCAAUUCUUCAUCAUCCUCAUUCAUCAUCGCCAUCGCCUGCCUGCUUUAUAUUCCAAAAUAUGUUUAACCGCAAUUUCCCGAUCGUUUGCGAUGGAUACCCCCACCCUGAUGCCAAUUCGUGCGGCUUCCGAAGGCUCGAUUUAGGGUUCCUUCCCUGUCCUGAUCCUAAUCACAGAAUUGAAGUGAAGGGUUCGUGUGCUGAUUUAAUUCUAUGCGCCUCCAUCCCCAUCUACUAUUCCCCUUCCGUAUCCGCAUUCUAUGUCUGUAAUCAGCUAACCAAGCAGUGGACUGCUCUUCCUCCCCCUCCCCUCCAAUUCCAAUCCAGUGAGAGGGAGAGGCACGAAAUGUACGAAAUGUCCACUGGCUUCCUUUGCGUUCCUGCGCCCUGUUCCCUUUGCACCACCAAUCAGCAAUCGCAAUGUGUAGACCAUUCUCGCUAUGAUUGUGUGGUGGUUCACAUUUGUGUUUAUCCACCCAUUUCUUACUGCAAAUACAGACUUCAACUCUUCUCGUCUCAGGAAUGGAAAAGUCUUGUGGUUUCAUCACCGCGGCCCAUAUUUGCAAGGUUUCUAGUUCCUUCUACUUGUUUUCUUGUGACCUAUAAAGGGAUGCUGCAUAUGUUGCUUGCUAAGUAUAUUCUUGUGUAUGAUCCCUACAAUUGUCCUGAAAAAUUUUGCCGCGUAAUUGAUAUGCCGACUGAUGUGGAAGAUGAGAAGUGUUUCACUAGAACCCUUGGAUUAUCUCAGAAUCGUCUUCGUGUAACAUGCCAAAAGGGUGCGCACUUAGAAGCCGCAUAUUAUAUAUGGGAGCUGGAGGACUAUGACAUGGGGAAGUGGAGUUUGGUGCACAAGUUUUACAUUACACCAAAUAUUAUGAUUCUCUCGAGCCUAGACCUUGUGCAUCCUAAUCUUGAUCCUAAAAUUAAAGACACGGGAUUUAUCAUUAAAGAUGGGAUUUAUUUGUAUUGGACCAAUUCUUCUGGGUGGUCUGCUUUUGGAGGAAUUGUUCAUUCCAUUACUCAACAGUGGUGGCCAACACCAGUGCCACCACUAAUCCGCGGCUACACAAUUGAAAAUAAUAAAAAUACACUUGGGAAUUCAUAGAUCCAGUUUCCUCACCUCCAACUUCCAUUUAAUGAUAUGAUGGUAAGCCUACCAAUUUAGUGUCUAAAUUAAUUUUUUGGUUCUUGUUUCCUUAAUUUUAUUUUUGUUUUUGCAGGGAUACCUUUUUUUGUUUUGGUUAGUAUUUAUUUAUUUAUUUAUUUUUUCUAACCAAAUCCAAAAUUGAUACAUUGGGGUGCACUUCUGAUGAAUCAGAUUUGAAGGACAGUUAUCACAAUCAAGAAUUAUUUGAUGAAAUAAAGCAAAAGAAGAACAAAUAGGGAUGUGUUAGUGCAUGCAUCAAUUUUAUUGAUCAACUAUUUUAAUACUUAAUUUUAUAUUUUUCUAUAAGAAAAAUUACACUUUUGUCUCUAAGCCAUAAUGAUAGUUGGAAGAUUCAUCCUUACUUGUUGGUUGUGCUUAUUUUUUUUCCUACACUAUAAUUGACGUUGCAAUUUUUGUCACUUUUCUAACUGGGCAUUAGAAAUAUUUAAAUGUACCAUCGGAUCAAUACCUUAAA
This is a messenger RNA of Ipomoea triloba (trilobed morning glory), 1900 nucleotides long. RefSeq lists its product as uncharacterized. NCBI's taxonomy places the organism in Eukaryota, Viridiplantae, Streptophyta, Magnoliopsida, Solanales, Convolvulaceae. Gene Ontology annotation, molecular function: protein binding. The record is from RefSeq and is a predicted model, not a curated record. The coding region runs from base 58 to 1383 and encodes 441 amino acids. The transcript has 2 exons.